Molecule: messenger RNA, 2543 nt
Organism: Harmonia axyridis
Lineage: Eukaryota; Metazoa; Arthropoda; Insecta; Coleoptera; Coccinellidae
Gene: Su(z)12
Product: polycomb protein SUZ12
Exons: 1
Coding region: 324-2339 (671 amino acids)
Cellular component (GO): ESC/E(Z) complex; nucleus
Molecular function (GO): chromatin DNA binding
Source: RefSeq, a predicted model, not a curated record
UAUGUUGUUCUGUGCAUUUUGUUAAUGUGAUGUUUGUGCCGUUUGUGGUCAACUUGAACGUUAUUUAUCAGGCGUCGUUUUUUAUUAGUUUUUAAAUAAAAAAUAGAAAUAGAAGUUUUAUUUGGUGCAAAGGUGCAAAAAUAAAGAUAAAAUUGCUACCAUUUAAAAGUGACAAAGAAAAAACAAUUUGAGAGGAGAAGAAAGGUUAACAGCCGAUUGCAAAAAUGAUUUCCUUGUGUGAUAUACAAUUUAUAUUGAAUUAAAUAUCUGCACGCAAUUCGCGCGAAAACAAAAUUCCUUUUCAACCUGCUUAAGAAACAACAAUGCCUCCCAAGAAACGUGAUAAGGAAGCUGAGGCAGCAAAGGCUCCAAGAAUUGAUCACAUACAAGCUGAUCAUGAAUUGUUCCUUCAAGCAUUCGAAAAACCGACUCAAAUAUAUCGAUAUUUGCGUACCAGAAAUUUGUGUUCGCCAAUAUUCCUCAACCGUACUUUAACUUACAUGAAAUAUAGGAUGUCAAGAACCCACAAGAAUAGAAAAAAUUUUAAAGUAGAUGACAUGCUAGAAAAGAUAACCAAAGCAAAAGAUAACAAUGUGAUUCAACCUGGUUUUAUUAAUAUAACAUUUUUAAGUUUUAAUGACCAAAACUUGAGGUCUCAAGGUAAUAUUGCUGAAGUAGAGAUAAUACUUUUAAAAAUUAGUCAUAAAAAAAGGAAGGAAAGUUCUGCUCCUUGUAUGCAGGUAUCUUUGGGUACUGCUGAAGUUCCUAUUAAUCCCUCAAAUGACUCAUUUCCAAAUACUGCCUCAACUAUUAGCAUAUCAACAGAGAAAUUCAAUUCUAACGGAGGCCCCUUAGCAAAAUCUCACAUUUUGUUGUUUAGAUUGCAAAUUAAGAAAUCUCCAUUGAAUAAUGAUAAUGAAGAACCUGAGAAUAAGAGGAUGAAAAUUGAUAGUGAUAACUCCAUUGAAUCACAGUUAUAUGGUGCUGAAUUAACAGUUUAUGAUAAACAUAACCGAUGUUAUCUAACAGAUGGUGAUUAUGAUGUUGUUGUUACAAAUUUUGUAAGCAACUCCCCUAAGAAACAUUCAAAUUGGGAGAAUAUCAGUGAUCUAAUUGAUACUUGCAACAACUUGGAUGCAUUUAUGAAAGACCCCAUUUUGAAAUUCAAACUCAAUUGGUCUUCUGAAGCACUAGCUAAAAUAGUGGAUAGACCUAAACCGUAUUCCCAUUCUGAGAACAAGGAAAAUAUACCGGUUACUCAACUUAAAAAGUCUGAAAAGAUUCAGAUUGUAUAUCAAUUUGUUUACAAUAACAAUUCCAGACAACAGACAGAAGCUUGCGAAGAUUUACACUGUCCUUGGUGUAGCCUCAACUGUGAUCAACUUUAUACACUCCUCAAGCAUCUGAAACUGUGUCAUUCCAGAUUCACCUUCACCUAUGUUCCAAUUUCUGUCGGUGCCCGAAUUGAUGUUGCAAUAAAUGAACUUUAUGAUGGUUCUUAUACCGGAAGCCCCCACGAUCUAAUCAUACAACCUUCAGUGUGUUCAUUUUCAAGGAAUGGACCUGUUCGUCGAGCUUCAGUCACCCAUAUUCUUGUGUGUCAUCCAAAGCGCCCUAAAUCGAGUUUAUCUGAAUUCAUUGAGUUAGACGACUGUGAAUAUGACGGACAAAGGCCUUUCAUCACCGGACACAACAGACUCUAUCAUCAUACAACGACAUGCCUACCUAUUUACCCAAAAGAAAUGGAUGUUGAUUCAGAAGGUGAGAAUGAUCCUGAAUGGUUGAGAAAUAAAACCAUGACCAUGAUAGACGAGUUCACAGAUGUGAAUGAAGGUGAAAAGGAAUUGAUGAAAAUGUGGAACUUGCACGUUAUGAAGUACGGAUUUGUCGGAAAUUGUCAAAUUCCUCUUGCCUGCCAGAUGUUUGUACAGCAGAAGGGCAAGGAACUACUACUUAGAAACCUCUACAAGAACUUUGUUGUGCACAUGUCAAAUUUAUUCGAUUUUGGCUUAGUUAGUGCAGUUUGUAUGUAUACAACAAUCCAGAAACUACAAGAGAUGGUUGCAGAAACUAUGGCCUUAAGCACUGUACUCAAAGAAUCCAGAGAAGCGCAAAUAGAUAACUGGUCAAAAACGGGAUGUGUAUUCAGUAAAGAAAAAUGUAUUGUGAGAACUCCAAAUGGGAGAAAGACAGGGACAGUGGGAAAUCCAAGGAGGAAGGGACUUUCUACACCUUCAAGUGAGAACUAUUGUAAAAGAAGUUCGGAGAGUGGGGAACCUACUAGAAAACGACUUUCUUUAUCUUUGAACAAGAAUGAGGUGAAGACAAACAGUAGUUAAAAAAAUUUGUUGUUUGAAAAGUUUUAUAUCUUAUUAUAAAUCUAAAUAAUUUAUACAGGUUGAAAUGUUUGUUUCAAAUAUUUGAUUGUUCAUCUUUACUCGCGCAUAAUAAUUUUUUUCUUGAUUUCUUUAAUUUAUAGUUACCCUUGAAUCUUUUUCUUUGAGAAAUAUUAUGUAGCAUAUUGAAAUAUACAGUUAUUUGAA